AUGCCAUCCUCAGUCAACAAUGGAUCCGAGGAUCCAUCGCGUGCUCGAAUCUUUUCGGCUAAACACUUUCUCAAUCUUGGCCUUCGAUAUGGACGAUUUCCUAAUUGGAAGAGUUACAAAGAAAGCCGAUGUAUCCAACGAUUCAAGCAACACUUUGGCAUGCAGCCACAGACGGUGGCAGAUGUGUGGCAAAAGUUGCGAGACAGUGACAAUUUAGACAUCCGGUUGAAGAAAAACGCCAAGCCAAAAGAGCUUCUCAUUGCCAUCCGUCACCUUUAUAAGUACCACAUAGAAGCAGAUCUUGCAAUGUUCUUCCGUAUCAAAACUGAGAAAACAGUUAGAAAAUGGGUCAAGCGAUACGUGAAAAAGAUAGCUCUGCUGUUGCCAGAGCUGGUUGGAACGCUAGACGACAAUGAUGAGGGCCUCAUUUUUUUCAUGUCAAUCGAUGGCACUCAUUGUCCAAUUGAGGAGCCUCGGCCAUGGUCAAAAAAGUGGAGCAGCCACAAGUUUGGAGGAAAGCCAGCUGUCAACUAUGAAUUGGGCUUAUUGUUGCACAAGCCAAAACUUGCUUGGAUUCACGGUCCAACCCCUCCAGGCGAGAUGAAUGAUUUGACUGUCUUUCGGAGCAAGCUGAAGGGCGUUCUUCCGGAAGGUCGCCGUUUGAUUGCUGAUGGGAUCUACGCAUCCGAGACAGAUUAUGUGAGCACCAAGAACGAUCUUGAUCCAAAGGCGCUUUCGAAAUUCAAGGACAAUGUGCUUUCUCGUCAGGAGAAUUUCAAUCAACGCUGCAAGUGCUUUGGUAUUCUGAAGCACAGGUUCCGACACCGUGGGUUUAGCAAGGAUUGGGAACAGCAACAUCAAACCGCAAUGCACGCGGUCUGUGUGCUCGUCCAGAUGCAGCUCGACAAUGGCACACAGAGGCUGCUAGAUCCUUAUUCAUAA
Messenger RNA from Seminavis robusta, 942 nucleotides. Lineage: Eukaryota; Bacillariophyta; Bacillariophyceae; Naviculales; Naviculaceae. The record is from the annotation of a GenBank genome assembly.